Molecule: messenger RNA, 5544 nt
Organism: Cynoglossus semilaevis (tongue sole)
Lineage: Eukaryota; Metazoa; Chordata; Actinopteri; Pleuronectiformes; Cynoglossidae
Gene: lamb3
Product: laminin subunit beta 3
Exons: 23
Coding region: 1260-4712 (1150 amino acids)
Biological process (GO): cell migration; animal organ morphogenesis; tissue development
Cellular component (GO): laminin trimer
Source: RefSeq, a predicted model, not a curated record
UUAGCUGUUGAAUUGAGUAUAUUUUAGCCCGCAUGAAUUACCUUCCCUGUUGAUAACAUGUUGUACCUGGAGUUUUGAUCUUCAUAUUUCAAAGUACAUUUUUUAUAUUUCCUUCUUUUCUGAAGACUGUCAACCGAAUAUCCACCCAACUUUUUUUUAUUGCUGUAAAUCACCUCACACCCUGUGGCAUUUUUCUCAUUUCUCAUGUCUCCCUUUUCAUUUUCUUUUCUUUGAUACAUUUUGCAGAAUACUUAAGAUUUUACAUGACACUUGGUCGAAACAACUGCCCAUAAAAACCAUAAAGCCAAAACGAAUAUAAAAAACAUAGAUACAAAAAUGGAGUCCUUUAGAAAGUUUGGAAACAGACGGUUUACACUAAGGACAUGACAGUACGUGUUCCCCUGAGUCAGUGGACACACCCUAUACCUACGUGUUGUGUCUCAAUGGUGAAAAAACAUCCUGUGAAUUCAUUGAGCCCUCGGGCUACUUUUUUGGUAGAGGUGUUACAAAGGGCAGCUAAAUGAAGACAUGCACACUUCACUUUGUUUGGGUGUUUUUUGUCAGCCUUGGGAUCAUUAGCUUAGCUAAACCUGCUAACAUCAGAAGUAUAAUGAUGACAGUUUUCUAGAUUUACAAAUAAACAUCUAGCUCCAUUGGACACACAUGGCUGAGGCUGUGGCCAUGUGAUGAGAUUGGAGUUGACCUCACCAUCACCCCCAAGACUGCUGGGAAUUGAACUUGAAAAAAGAAAUCAGACGUGUUUUUUUUUGUUUUUUUAAGUCAAGUCCAUUUUAUUUGUAAAACCCAAAUUCAUAAACACAUUUGCCUCGAUGGGCUUUACAGUUUUAGAAUUAGCAUUAAAACUGUAAUGUACAUACAGGUAAUAUUAUAUAGACUUCACAUUUACAAAAUAAAAUACAGCAGUGUAAGUUUCACAAAUAUUAUUUAAAAAAUAAUUUAAUCAACCAAGCCUUUGGAAACAGUGUGAAGAAGAAGAAAAAACCCUGAGAAGAUGAAGGAUGAAUAAUUUUUUCAGUUUGCAACAAUUAGGUGUCUCCAUCUAUCGGUGUAAUUGUUGAUUCAUAGUGAACAGGGUGCGGUGUUGAAGGGUGUGACUCUGACACACACUGUGUCAUAUACUGUAGAGGUGAGACAGUGUCUAUAAAGCAGAAGGCAAGUCCAAACGUACGUUUAAACACUGCACAUACCUGCAGUCAUAGGAGGCAGCUGUCUGCGUCCCCUACCAGAGGAAAAAAACCAUGUGGGCACUUUUACUUUUGAGUGCAGUAGCUACACUAUCACAGGCCCAGACUGACUGCUCUCGAGGGGCCUGUUACCCACCCAGCCAAGACCUUCUCGUGGGUAGAUCCCACCAACUUCAUGCCUCUUCUACCUGUGGCCUUACAGGCUCUGAGGUCUACUGCACUUUAUAUCGCCAGGGAAGCAUGAAGUGCUGUCCAUGUGACUCAAGAGACCCAAAUGGUCCUCUGGCACACACUGUCCAGGAGGUACUGUCUAAUGCUGGACCUGGAAGAUGGUGGCAGUCCAAGAAAGAGCUGAAUCCUGUCAGCCUCCAGUUGGAUCUCAACAGCCUGUUCCAGCUUGACAACCUGGUUCUUCGCUUCAAGGGUCCUCGACCCAGUGCUUUGAUUAUAGAAAGGAGUCUGGAUAAUGGCACAACAUGGAAGCCUGCCCUCUACCUGGCCACGGACUGUCAGAGCAGUUUUCCUGACGUGUCCACAACAACACCUCUAACUACAGAUAAGACUUAUUGCCAUGCACUGCCCCCCACUGGAUUGGACCCCUAUAAAGACCACACAAUAGAGUUCAGCCCUUUGCGUCAGUACACUUAUGUUUCAGCUCCAAACAGCCAGAAAAUUGAAGAUGUUUCUGGAUUAACUGGGCUGAGGGUACAGCUAGUCAAACUUGGGAAUCCCCCACACCUACCAGGCAGAACUCUAAGUAGGUUUUAUGCCCUGAAAGAGAUGAGUGUGAUGGGAAGCUGUAUGUGUCAUGGACAUGCCAACCGCUGUCUGCAGGACACGUCAGACAGACAACCAUCUGUACAGGUGUAUCCUCAGUGUGACUGCCAGCACAACACAGCAGGUGUCAACUGUGAGCGCUGUGAUGAUCUCUACAAUGAUCUGCCCUGGAAACCUGCCGAGGAGGGACAUACUCACGCCUGCAAACGCUGUGAGUGCAACAACCAUGCCGAGCGCUGUCAUUUUGAUCAGGCUGUGUAUGAGGCCAGUGGUCGGAAAAGUGGAGGCGUGUGUGACAGUUGUCAGCACUUCACAACAGGACCUAAGUGUGACCAGUGUGCAGCAGGAUACCAGCCCAACCCCUGGAGCAGAAUGGACCGUCCUGAUGCCUGCAUCCGAUGUCCCUGUAGUGCUGAGGGCUCGGUGAAUGGCAAGUGUGAGGACAGCACAGGUUCAUGUCAGUGUAAAGUAAAUGUGGAAGGACGUCAUUGUGACCGCUGUAAAAGGGGCUUCUAUGGUCUGAGUGAAUCCAACCCUCAGGGCUGCACCAAAUGUUCCUGUUCUCCAGACGGCUCUCUGUCAGACGUCUGUGACCAACUGACCGGCCAGUGUCGCUGUCGUUCCCACUUUCACGGCCAAAACUGUGAAGUGUGUUCAAACGGCUACUGGAAGCCGUCUGGGUCGAGUCAGUGUAAACCCUGUGGCUGUGACUCAACCAGGUCGUACAGUGACACAUGUGAUCAGGUCACGGGUCAGUGUCGAUGCCGACCAGGCUUUGGAGGCCUCACAUGUACAGAGUGUCCAGAAAACACAUACGGAGACCCUGAUGUUGGCUGCAAAUCAUGUCGGUGUGACAGAGAAGGAACUCUCGCUGAGGUUUGUGACAAGCAGACAGGAGCUUGUUUGUGUCGACCGGGUGUCACAGGGACUCGCUGUGACAGCUGCCGAAGAGGACACUGUGACCUCUUUCCAGUCUGUGAGAAAUGUCCCUCCUGCUUUUUCACCCUGGAUCAACAAAGAGAGAACAUCAGCUUGGCUCUAGGAAUACUCACCUCCAACCUCCUGCCUUCACGUCCAUCUGACUUUGGGCCCAAAAUCUUAUCUCUGGAGAUCAAAGCAAGAAGGAUUCAGAAUUUUAUCAAUCUUCCACCAAGUAUCAGUCAACAGAUUGAAGAGGCUCUUUCUACUCUUCAUGAGCUCGGGGAUCAUGUAGAACGGGUUGAUGAUAGUCUUUCACCUUUUACCUACACUAAUUUUGGCAAAGAUGUGGACAAGCUGCAAAGUCUGCUGGACAGCCUCACCAAAUUUUACAACGUACAAGUAGAUACCAAGACCAACAUCACUGAUCCCAGCGUUGUAGGAGGUUUUUCUGAAAUUAAGAACAACUACGAUCGGUCAACAAAUGCAUCCAAGACAGUUGACGAAAGUGACGACACAGUGAAAAGUUCAGCUGAAAACAGACAAGACGUAAAUAAUCUUACAAACAAGUUUCAACCAGCUAACACAGAGGAUCUGAACCGACUGAACCAACACAUCGGCACCCAGCCAGACCUCACUCCUGUUGCCAAAAAGAUUUGUGCCAGUGACCGCACAGAGCCCUGCACUCCACUCAAGUGUGAUGGAACUGACUUGUGUCGCUAUUGUAGAAGAGGGGAAAAGUGCGAUGGAGCUGUUCCUUUGAGCAACAAGGCAGAGGCUGAUUCCAGAAAUGUCAAAGAUCAACUAGACAGGCUAAAUAAAAAGAUCAUAGAAGCUGAAGAAAAGCUCCAGGAAGCACAGGAGACAACCAAUCAAGUUAGAGUGUCCACAGAGAAGCUGUCAAAUAAGACGAAGAAAACCAGGGAUAAGAUAGAACAGGAACUUAAAAAUGCAGAAGACAUUAAAAAACAGUUCAUAGACUUCCUGUCAGAUCCAUCCUUAAACCUGAGCAAGAUUCAAAGUGUCAGCGACAAGAUUUUAAAGAUUAAUCUGCCUCUCACCCUGGCUCCUCUGAAAACUAAGCUGGAAGAGAUGAAGAACCUUGCGGCUAGUUUGCCAGACAGCAGAGCAGUGUUGAAGGAGGCAGAGUCACAGCUAGAGGCCGCUAGAAACAUGUUAAAAGAGGCUGAGGCUGCCAGGGACACCGCAAUAGGAGUUAAGGCUGAUGUCGACGGUCUCCUGUCAGGUUUCAGCUCAACAGAGAACUCCCUUUCUGACCUUGAGGACAGACUUCAGAACAGUAUGGAUCUUAUAGACAACCUGAAAGUCAACCUUACACAGGUCAGAGACAAGCUGACCCCUGCAGAGAAAGCACUAGAGGAUGCAUCCACACUAGUGAAACCCAUGAAACCUCAACUGGAAAAAGUAAAGGACCUGCUUUUAAACGCAGAGCAACAGGCUGAGGAUGCACUAGAAACUGCAGCUAAUGCUACAGACGAAGCAGAUGCUGCUAAUGAGGACCUCUUGUCCCUGGAAGACUUGCUAGACCGACUUAAAGACAAGCCUUCAACCGGUGGGGACAUGGGUUUGGUGGGAGAACGACUGGCAAAGCUGCAGCAGGAUGCUGGAGCGCUGGCCAACACCACUGCCAACAUGAUGGAUGCUAUAAAUGGUAAAGCAGAUUCUCUGAGGCAACUCCAGGACCAGAUCAUCCACAAGUCCAAAGGACUGGAAGGACUUGAUAAUAAACUCAAAGAUAUUUUGUCUAAACUUCAAAAGAAAGGCAUGGACCUGAGCACUUGUCGAGGCUGAGGCCUCACACCCUUAAGCAGCUGCUGUUACUACAACAAGCACCUUGCAUUAUUUAUAGACCCCGCUGUCACACACAUGCUCCUCCCUAGCACUGUAACACUGGCCUUGAGUGUUUUCUCAUCUGUGAUUUUGUACGUCAUAUAUAAAUCUUUUAGGGAGAGAUUGGGGAGUUUUAAGUAUGUGUUUUUACUAACAAAAAAUGUCUGAGUACCUUAUUUAUGGGAUAAGAUUGCAUUGGAUUUGUACUAGGUACUGAUGUAGAUUUAUCCCAAGUCAUUCUUAGAGAGUUUUUCAUUUCAUUAAUCUAUGUUAUCUCAAGACUCACUUUUAUUAGCAGCUCAAGUUUGUCAGUAUUCUAUACCCCACACCAAAGUCUAGAGAAAAAGUAAUAAUCAAAGUUUAUAACUCAUGUGGAUGCAAAAUCAGCUGGCCGUCUGCUGCCUCUCACUGAAUUGGUGAAGGUAAAUCUCUGAACAUUUAAAUGACUUACUGAUGAAGGCCGCAAAGGACUAGAAACUCUAUGACGAGGUUACAUUAUUGUCAGGUGGACAUAAUGUGUUGUUCUGUGUUUCACCACUGAAUGGACCCUUACCACGCAGUGCAGGAUAGAAGCUGUAUUUGUACUUGUAUAGUAAUACAGUAACAAAGGCAACGUCAACCAGUGGUUCUAACCUUUUUUGGCAGCUCUGCCAGAACAAACACUUAAAUUAGCCUUUCACUUUACAGUGAACAUUUCAACACACUGUAUUUUUGUCCUUGUUGUUGUCAGUGUUGUAUCUAUUAUUUUUUAGUUGAUGUACAAGUCCUGUAAUAAAUGCAUGUUUGCACUUUG